Puccinia triticina is the source of this 876-nucleotide messenger RNA. RefSeq lists its product as uncharacterized. The transcript has 8 exons. Bases 1 to 876 code for a protein of 291 amino acids. Gene Ontology annotation, molecular function: hydrolase activity, hydrolyzing O-glycosyl compounds. Lineage: Eukaryota; Fungi; Basidiomycota; Pucciniomycetes; Pucciniales; Pucciniaceae. Gene Ontology annotation, biological process: carbohydrate metabolic process. The record is from RefSeq and is a predicted model, not a curated record.
AUGCUUUUGGGAGUAGCUGUGAGCGCAAACCUUUUGAAAUCAGAUCAGCAAUAUGAGAAAAUUGUUCGAAACAAAUUUAUUCUCCUUACGGCGGGAAAUGAAAUGAAAUGGGGGUUAUUGGAGCGGGCUCCUGGCGAAAUCAACUUUCGGGACGCUGAUCAAAUUUACGACUACGUAAAGACGCAUAAAAAAUUCCUUCGGAUCCACACGUUCUUCGCCCAAUCACAAAUUCCAGAUUGGAUUGCGAAUUUGGAGUCACACCAAGUGAAGGCUGCCAUGGUCAAUAUCUUGGACAAGGUUAUACAGCGAUAUUCUGAACGGGCGAUAGCAGUAGAUGUUUGUAACGAGAUCUUCGAAGAGAGCGGCGCCCUACGCAACACGAUUUGGGUCCAGAAACUAACUGGAGAUUUCAUCGAAUUUGUGUAUACAAGGGCCAGGCAGUUGACCAAGAAGUACAACAAAAAUCUGCUUCUCUACCUCAAUGACUAUGGUAUUGAAGGGAUAGGCCCCAAGUCCGAUGCAAUGCUAAACUUGGCUACCCAGCUUAACAAGAAAGGAAUUCUGGAUGCGGUCGGAUUUCAAGGUCACUUUAUCGUGGGACAAGUUCCAAAAGAUCUCCGGGAAAACUUGGAGCGCUUUACAAAUGCAGGAUUAAAAGUGGCUAUCACCGAACUGGAUGUUAGAAUUGAAAAUGUUGAUCAGGGUAUUACUCAAGAAAAGCAAGCCCAAAAGGCCAAAGAUUAUAAGUUUGUUCUUGAGACAUGUCAAGAGGUAAAUGGGUGUGUGUCGGUAACAGUUUGGGGAGUAACUCCAAAAGAUUCCUGGAUUGGCAAAUAUGGCUUCUUCCCAGUAACUAUCAAGAAACUCCUGCCAUGA